AAUGAUGAACGAAGAGAGAGACUCUAGAAGAACGGAAUGGGAUAGAUUCCGAUAUAUUGAACCGGAAAGGCAGAAUUCUCAUGAAAUAGUACGAAUAUUGACGAAAGUUUUGAAAUUUCUCUCUUAUUUUGUCUUGUUUGCUGCUAUUUUGUUCAGUUCUGUUGCCAGUAAAAUUUCCUUUACAUGGCUUUCUAGUAGCGUUAAGAAUGAAACAAUCACUUCCAGAACUGACGAAUCGACGACAGCACUCAUCAUAGCACUGGAAGUACCUUACGCUCUAGCCUUUCUUAUAUCGGCUAUUAAGGCCACUUUUGGAGGUGCAAGGAGACCUAACUUUAGUCAGUUAAUUCAAACAAUAUUUGUUGAUUGUAUUCAAGCUGUUGGAGUAUGUUUAAUUGCUUUUAAUAUACAAAAUAUGUUGGAUGUCCGCGCAUCUGUACUGGUGACAAGUAACAUUUGUCUUUUACCAAUCAUAGUAUCCCUUCUUUUCUCAAAGCCAACUGGAUUUUGGAGUAAUGGAAUCUGGAAAGGUUCUUCCUUUAUAUUCGGUUUAAUUCAAUUGGGCAUAACUAUAUUCUUUGCAAUAAAAUUUGAAAGUUGGGAAAUACCUGUUGGACUAACCUGUUGUACAAUUCAAUUUUGGCUCAAUUUUGUUGACUCCGAAUCAAAAAUUCUCCCAAUAAAGCAAUCAGCGGAAGAAAUGAAAACGAAUACAGCACCCUUCUCUGCCCUUUUCAAAGGAAUAACUGUUCUACUUUUCCCUUUCGCAUUCUAUUCAGAUUUUCGAUUUUCAACAGUGUCAAUUUCAAACUAUCCUCUCUUUAUCCAAAUUGGUUCUAGCCUUGUAGCUUAUUAUCUAGCAGUGAUAUCUUGUAGAUUAACGAUGCAAAAGUUCGCAUUCUCCUUGGCUUUAACUUUAUCAACUCCUUUAGCUCUAUUGGUGGUUUGGCUGGAUUGUAGACAAGGAAUUUUAGAGAUAUUCCGAUCAGAUAUUCUUUGUAAAGAAGAAAUCGACUGGUGGGAUUAUCUACUCUAUGGACUUUCUUGGAUAGUAUUCCUAAUGGUUAAUUGCCAUAUUUGGUUUCCGAGUCAAUUAAGGAUGCAAAAAUCUGAACAAUUGUUUCUCUUUCCCAUGUUCGAUUCGCCAUUACUCUGUGAAGGUCUUCUUUUAAACAGGAGAAGAUUCGAUAAUCAUCCUGAUUUAAUUAAAGACUUUUGUAUUCCUAAAAUUUUUGCUUGUGCAACAGUCUGGCACGAAACGAAACAGGAAAUGACUCAGCUUUUAAAAUCUAUCUUCAGAAUGGAUAUGGAUUACUCAGCGAGAAAGAAAACUAAAGAAAUAUUUGGCAUAGACAAUCCGGAUCUUUAUGAAUUUCAAACUGAAAUUUUCUUUGAUGACGCCAUGGAAUUAAAUGAGAACGAUGAAGUUAUUUUUAAUAACUAUGUUCAUAGAUUCCUCCAAUCUAUUAAUGAAGCGGCAAGUUCAGUCCAUCAGGAGGAGGUAGAAUUUGAACAUCCAGCUAGGAUAAUUACGCCGUAUGGAGGAAGGCUAGAAUGGUGUUUGCCAGGAGGUUCAAGAUUAACAGUUCAUCUUAAAGAUAGCACUAAAUUUAGAAAAAAUAAAAGAUGGUCUCAAUGCAUGUACAUCUAUUACCUUCUGGGGUUUAGAAAGCUAGACGAACAGGAAGCGGAUCAAACCUAUAUUCUUGCCUUGGACGGUGAUGUUGAUUUCCAACCCGAAGCAGUUCGAGUUCUGCUAGAUAAAAUGAAAAGCAACCCAAAAGUUGGAGCGGCUUGCGGUAGAAUCCAUCCAAUCGGAAAAGGUCCUGUCAUUUGGUAUCAGAAGUUUGAAUAUGCUAUUGGCCAUUGGCUUCAAAAAGCUGCUGAGCACGUGUACGGUUGUGUCUUAUGUUCCCCCGGAUGUUUUUCAUUGUUUCGAGGUAGUGCACUUAUGGAUGAUAACGUUGCUCGACGCUAUGCAAUAACUUGUACAUCGGCCAGCGAGUUUGUUCAAUUCGAUCAAGGAGAAGAUAGAUGGCUCUGUACGCUACUCCUUCAACAGGGUUACAAGGUGGAAUACUGCGCCGUUGCCGAUGCUUUAACCUAUGCCCCUCAAUCGUUUGCCGAAUUCUAUAACCAGAGACGAAGAUGGGUUCCUUCAACAAUGUUCAAUUUAAUGGAUAUUCUCUCGUCGUGUCGAACGACUGUUGCAAAGAAUGAUAACUUCAGCUAUUUAUUCGUAGCCUAUCAAUUUCUCUUGUUCAUUUCGAGCAUCCUUGGACCAGCAACAAUUCUCAUGAUGAUCGCUGGUGCCUAUAAUGCAGUUUUAAAUAUAGAUUUGUGGCAAAGUUAUCUAUUAAGCAUAGGUCCAGCAAUAUUUUACUUGGCUGUUUGUCUUGUGCUUAAACCAGAUAUACAACUUAAAGUUUCAGCCGUUUUUAGCGCUCUAUAUGCAAUAGUUAUGACCAUUGUUACCAUUGGAACAAUCGUAACAGCCGUUCAAGAUUCUUGGUCGUCUCCCAACGUUGUAUUCGUACUUGCCCUUGCAGGAUUUUUCAUUAUCACAGCUCUGAUGCAUCCUCAAGAAAUAUUCUGUAUUGUUCAUGGACUCCUCUACUAUUUAUGUAUACCCUCUGGAUAUUUAUUAUUGCCUAUCUACGCCCUUUGUAAUUUGAAUAUAAUAUCUUGGGGAACGAGAGAAGAAGCAGAAGAAUCUGAAGAUGAAGCUCGUAAGAGAUAUAAAGUCUCGAGAAAAUAUGAUGAUGGAUGGAUUCAUGACAAAUACAUCAAUUUUGGUAUAAUGAAAGAAUUGAGCACUGAAGAAGUGUUCUUCUGGAAACAAUUGAAAGAACAUUACCUACAUCCUUUAAAUUUAUCUGAGAAGGAAAAAUCAAAAAUGGAAAAAGACCUUAAGAAUCUAAGGAAUAGUAUGGUUCUUGGAUUUGUUAUGCUUAACACUUUGUGGAUGGUAGUCAUUUUCCAACUACAACUCCUUAAGGAAGCUUUAGAAGAUUUCUUUUUUAUAACUAUUCCACGUUCGGAUGAUGAGAUGCCUGAAAAUUUUGAACCUAUUGGCCUCUUAUCCUUAUCGUUGUUCACCCUUAUCCUACUGCUACAGUUUAUUGCUUCAGUAAUUCACAGAUGCGAAACGUUCCUACAUCUAUUAAGUAUAACUCAAAUCCAAUGGCCUUGGUCUACUAAAACCGAACUGGAUUCUGAAGAAACACUCAACUUAUGUAAAAGACUACAAGCUCUUAAUUAUACACCUGAACACACAAGAAUCGAAAACCAUAAAUCGUCUAUUGCUGCCAGAAGAAAGAGAUUUAGACAACGAAGAAAGAUUGAUCAAGACUUUUUCGAAGAAAGAUUUAAGAGGCAUUACAACAGGUGGCUAAAUACUACACUAACGGCGAAAAACUUUAGAGAAAUACAGAAUUUCAACAGUAUUCAUAUAGGCCUACAGCAAUAG
This is a messenger RNA of Dimorphilus gyrociliatus, 3469 nucleotides long. The record is from the annotation of a GenBank genome assembly. NCBI's taxonomy places the organism in Eukaryota, Metazoa, Annelida, Polychaeta, Dinophilidae.